Molecule: messenger RNA, 4494 nt
Organism: Phyllopteryx taeniolatus (common seadragon)
Lineage: Eukaryota; Metazoa; Chordata; Actinopteri; Syngnathiformes; Syngnathidae
Product: protein PFC0760c-like
Exons: 3
Coding region: 638-1987 (449 amino acids)
Source: RefSeq, a predicted model, not a curated record
UCUUUAUGGCAUAGCUUCACUUUAAUUUCACAGCGUGCAACCCAUUCCCUUCAGUCCACAUCAGCAUGACAAGGACUAAAAUGCUGCCGAAGUUGCAAAAGAAGCCUCUAUGUUACCGUCAACUACUAACAGCUUAUUAAAGUGUCAUUUUUCACGCCGCUUCCCCAAAGUUAAGGUAAGCUGAUCCAACCACACGUUAAGCUUAUGUCGCAAACACUCCUAAUGACAUAUUGAAAAGUGAUGUCAUUGCCCGGGAUGACAUAUGGUUUUGGGAGGCAGGGCCAAAAUCUUUUACAUUUCAAGAACAUUGAAUUUCUUUAGAAGCCAAUCACAAGUUGAAUAUUUUGUUUAUCGUGUGUGCUCGUUUUCUAAACCUUGCAAUAAAAAGUCAACACCUUCCAGCUAUCAAAAAAUACACAUGGUAAAAAAAAAACUGCAAUAACACAUAGGGGGGAAAAAUAUUUUGAUUGUAAGAAACAAUAUAAAUGUGAAAAAAGGUGUCAUUUUAAAUAUAAUUAAUUUAAAAGAAUUUUAUAACCACUUUACCAGUCAUCGCUAAAUAAAUUGUCCUCAGAAACAUAUCACCAUAGUAAAUUCCCAUGUCUUAUUUACUGACAUUAUCUUUAUUGUAGACAAAAUGGAAGGACAAGGGGACGGACGGCACAACGGUCCAAAUUGCUACCGUAUUCCACUGCCAAUAGGAAACGGCGCACGGAAUAUGGAAACCCUUGGGCUAAGGGUUUUCAUUUUAAAUCAGGAGAUCAUCUUUUCCAUACACGCCAUGAUAAGGCCACCCGAUAAUGACGUCAUCGACAACGACGGCAACAACGAAGACAACGACGAGGACGACUAUAUUGAAGACAACGAGGACGAUAACGAUGACGAGGAACAGAUCGAUGACGACAAUAACAUCGAAGACAAUGAUCAGGAAGAAAACAUCGAGGAUAAUGAGAAUAUUGAAGACGACGAAGAGGACGUUACCGAAGACAGCGACGGCGAUGCCGACGUUGAAGACAACGACGCCGAAAUGGAAGAGCAUCACGAAUACCACGCAGACAACAACAAUAUGAACGACAUGCACAUGAAUGACGAGAAUGCCGUGCUCCUCUUCAGAAUCCGCGUAAGGCCGCUGCAACACGGCGACGUAUUUGACGACAUUUUCCUUGAAUUGCGUUUGGUGAACAACGACGACUUUGACGAGAUCGACAACAACGAAGACCAAAACGGCGAAGUCAACGAGGAGAACAUCGAGGACGACCAGAAUAUUGAUGAAGACGACGGUUUUGAAAAUGUCGUCAAUGCCGUCAAUAAUACAGACGAUGAAGACAACAAUUGUAAUAACAAUGAAGAUCCUGAAGAGAAUGACUGUAAUAACGAUGAAGGUUUUGAAGACUUUGACAAUGAAAUCGAAAAUAUUGAAGGUCGUAGUGUCAUUGGCAAUGUUGUCAAUGAAAAGAGUAAACAUUUCCACCCUGGAGUCUACCAAGACUUGGACGAUCCUUUGCCAGGACCGUCAAGGGAGAGGUCUAUAGAGGAUGAAGAUGAUGAGACGAGCAGGGGCAAACAAUUCCAGUGGUGGGAUGAUUGCAAUUCGGACAGUUUUUCUGAUAACAUUCAUGAAGACGAUGACUACCACCGCUGUUGUACAGCCAAGCAAAGGUCAAGCGACGACGUAGAUUCACAAGACGACAGAUGGGGGAAAAAAACGCGGAAAAAAAACUUCAUAUCAAAAUCGGAAGACGAGGACUUUGCCUUUUGUUCGAGUGAUCAUGAUGCAGACGAGGACCUCCCGCCUGAAUCCUCGAGGAAGAGGCCGCGAGGAGAAGGAGGACAUCCGUCCGAAACAGGAAGACGGGAGAAGCGUUUUCGACACAGCAACACCUCCGGUAGCGACUUGGAUGAAGUCCAACCAGAUGUUCGGCCUGGAUCGUCCUCAAACAGGUUGAGAGACAAUCAAGAUGAAGAAACUAAGGACAGCGAGAAAUAAUUCACGAGGUAGGGAUGAUAAUUCAUUAACUGAUGAUGGAGAAUUCCGCCGAUUGUUCGGAAUAGUUGAUUGGAUCGUGUCUCGACGCAAUUGAGGCGAAAUGAAGUGCACUGCCUGACGGCAACCAGCAGAGGCGCUGUUGAUUCAGUCUCGACUCGUUUGCUGGCUUAAGAGGAGCAGCAUGACGUCCGCUGAGCUAUAUUCACACGAUGGCACAACUCCAGGCAGCAUUAUUGUGCUGCUCUACAACAAUGACACUGAAACAGGAGUUCAGAACAUUCAGAGAUUUAAUUAAAACUAGAAUCAAAACGAAUAGGUAGUUGAAUAUGCAUGUCUUGUACAUGUUUAUUCUUGAUUACCCCUGCCAAGGGAAUUAAUGAAUUAUUGUGCACUGGUGGAGGAUUACGAUGUAUAUCUAAAUCCAGAUUUUGCUUUUUUUUUUUUUUUUCUACAUUUUCCUAAUGUAAGGAAAGUGCCACAGAAUGUUUUCAUCAUUUCUGCAGAUAAGACAACAUAGUACUGAUAGUUUUACUUGUAAAAUGGUCAUUGUGAAAUUAAUCCCAAUAUAACAUUUGUACACAUUAUAUCCAGUCAAAGCGAAAACUAUUUUCCUCUUUUAUGAUCAGACUUGUAAACUAGUUUAAGAACAGUUAAGCAAACUGAAAUAGCGACAUCAUACACAUACGCACACGGUCAUGUGUUGAUGACAUAAAUUGCUUUGUUCAAAGCACCUGGAAAGGAGGUAACAAAAGAUGUGGCGAUGACACAGAGCAUUAAAGCCAACAUUGUUUUCCUGCAUGCACUGAGCACCAGUUUUUGGUCCCAAAAAAAUGUUAAUGUUUGAAGUGUGUUUUUUUUACAAGUAAACAAUCCCGAAAGUUCACCCCUAAAUUGUUUAGUCACCUGAAUGUUUUUGCUGUAUACAAACUACAAUUUUUCAGAGAAGGUCCCUGAAGUAAAGGUAUGUCUACACAAAGCAUCAUUUAGAAUAGCAGAUUAAUUGGGGAACGCAUGAGUUCAGAAUGAUAGUUAAUGGGAUUCUUCUUUGGUGUCUUAACAAAUUACAAUCAAAUAUUGAUCAUUUUUGGUAUUUUGUCAGUAACUUGUUGUGGAUGUAGGAUUAGAUUUCUUUAGAUAGGGCAUGUGUUGAAAUAUUCAGAAAGUCCAAAUUUGAGACUUUUAAAACUUGAUAUUUGAUUUUACACCUUUUUCGUUACAUUUUAGUAGGACUUUAAAAAAAAUAAUAAUAAUAAUAUAACAUUGAAAAUUAUAGAGACUUACACUUUUGGACAAUAAUAUUUUGAGAUUAUCAUUGUCUUUGGUAUCUUUGCUUAUCUAGGAGACAUUAUGUGCUACUCUUGCCUAACAGUAAGGCACGUGGCCUUAUUUCCAACGGUGGUAUUUAAUUACAAUUAAUAAUUCUAACAGUAAAUAAACACCUGUAUUUUGGAUUUGAAUUAACUGUUAUUUCAUAUGCACAGUUGAGACCCAUGUCAACAAUGAGGAAGACGUUUUAUUAUUGAUUUUGGAUUCCUUUUAGACAAAAUGGAAGGACAAGGCGAUGGAUGGCACAAUGGCCCGAGUAGUUACCAUAUUCCGCUGCUUAUAGGAAACAGACCACCCAACGACGACCCUAACAUGGAGUACAUUGUCGUACUUGAUUUUAUCGUGAAUCAAGAGAUUAUCUUUGUGAACGAGGCGGAACCGUGGCCAAACGAUGACAUUGACAUGAAUGUCGAUGAGAAUGAAGAAAACAUUGACAUUAUCAUUGACAGUGACAAUCAGUUGGAAGCAGCUGUUGGGGCUGAGGUUGAGAUAGGUGUCAUUCGAAGCGCGGAGGAAGAAGACCCUCUGCUCGGCUUGUCGAGGAAUAUCUGUAAAGAUGAUUAUGAGGAGGAGGAGGAAGAGGAGGAAGACAGCAGCAGUUUCCGGUGGUGGGAUGAGUUCGAUGGCAACAGUUCUGACGGCAGUGCUGAGCAAGACGUCACUGAUGUCGAAGCCCCACUAAUGCUACAAACGCAGGCCAACGUGUAUGUCAUGAGCCUAAGCGGGCAUCUGGCGCACAGCUCGGGCAUCAUUGUCUUGGCCGAGGGGGAGAGACCGUCAAAGGAGGGGGACGGUUUCUGGGACCAAGACAUGGUGGACGACCCCCUGACCACACCGUCCGCAGAAAAAUUCAAAGAAAACCACGAAGAACGAAAUAGCAGCAUCAUGAACUGAUUGAAAGGAUGAGAUUAAAUUCAUUGCAAACUGAUGGAUGCUUAUGAUGACUUUGAGCACAGUCAUAUAGUUCAACUAUGUCCAGUGCUGUUUUUUCACCAUCCAAAUAAAAUGCCCGUCAUCGGCUGUGAUCAAUUUUUUUGCCUCUAACCGAGCGGAAAAAGAAACUAAAGCUGGAAUAUUGUUGGGUGGGAUAUUCAAAAUCUGUCAUAUUGUUCUAGAUAUUGAAAGACCCUGUAAAGUUUGCAUCAGCGGUUAUCCUGCACAAUUGUGAAGUGCAGUUAGCU